Linnemannia hyalina is the source of this 705-nucleotide messenger RNA. Lineage: Eukaryota; Fungi; Mortierellomycota; Mortierellomycetes; Mortierellales; Mortierellaceae. The record is from the annotation of a GenBank genome assembly.
AUGGGCGAGGUGGCUAUCCCUGGCCGAUAUCAACAAUACUUUCGGCCCGAUAAGCGCUCCACCCGCAAAGCAGAGGGAUCGGUGCUUUCGAUGGAUCGAUCUAGGUCGCCCAAGAAGGUGUCUGCCGCCAAGUGGAGUCAACACGAUAGCAACCUGGAGGGCUUUGUCUUGGAUGGUGAAUCGAGCUUGGACAUCGAUGGACAAGAUGUUACUGGUGAAGUAGAGCCGAGACCGUCGUCUGUCUCAAGUAGGACCUCACGGCGCGGGUUCGAUAAUGUGGGCUGGAGAGCGUUGGAGGAGACCUUUGCGCGAGAUGUCCUGCCGCACCCUUACUUUCACCAAGACUAUCUUGACAUUACUGAGAUCAAGCUGCUGCCGGACAGGAAGACCUUCCAGCUGUGGUACCGUCCUAAACCCGACGACAGGGUAUCAGCCGAUGAAAUAGCAGAGGUGAUAAUGAAGCAUGGACAUGCAUUCAAGGCGAUGCUGGCAAGACAUGCACCCCGAUCUUCAUCAGCGUCGUCGAGGCUUGUGUUUCAGUUGGUUCGACAGAGCGAUCGGCAGGCAGAUAUGUCCGAUCUUUGGAGGAAAUUGGAGGAGCAGGUUGACCUGAAUUCAGGGCAGAACGAUAUCAGCGAUAGCCCUGACUUGUAUCUCUGCCAGUACCAUCUGGUGGAGGAGACUGACAAGGGAUGCAGAAAUUAG